AUGCAGCUCGUCCUUGCGCUCGCCGCCGCUGCUUCCAGCCUCUUUGGUGGUGCUCUCGCCGCACCCGCCCUUGAGCCUCGCGCUACGACCAAAUACGUCUUCGCGCAUCACAUCGUCGGCAACACUGCACCCUACACGCAGGCUACCUGGGCGGCCGACAUCGCGCUCGCUCAGGCCAACGGUAUCGACGGUUUUGCUCUGAACGUCGGCUCGGAUAGCUGGGAGAUCACGCAGGUCGCUAGCGCCUAUGCCGCCGCCGCUGCCGCGGGGACGGGCUUCAAGCUCUUCUUGUCGCUUGAUAUGUCUGCCAAUGCGUGCGCAGCCCUCUCUGAUGGUGCGCCCCUUCGCGCAUGGGUCACCACCUACUACAAUCACCCCAACCAGUUCAUCUAUAAUGGCAAGGUGUACCUAAGCACCUUCGCUGGCGAGACCUGCACCUUUGGCCAGGGCAGCGUCGUCCAGGGCUGGACAUCGGCCGUCACAUCCCAACUCACCGGAUCCCAAGCAGUCUACUUCGUCCCCUUCUUCUCCGUCGACCCUGCCACGUUCUCUUCCUACUCUAGCCUCAUCAGUGGCGCGAUGAACUGGAACGCCGGAUGGCCGAUCUCGCUCACUGCCAGCAACUAUGCUAGCCUUGCUGGUACGGUAUCGAACAUUGAUGGGACGACUACGGAUAGCCAGUACUUGAGCGGGCUGUCCAGCUUUGGCGGGAGCUACCUGCCGACGGUUUCUCCCUGGUUCUACACGCACUACAGCCCCAGCACGUACAACAAGAACUGGAUCUAUUACGCGGAUAACUGGAUGUACGCUGCUCGCUGGGAGAAGCUUGUAGCUGAGCGCAACAGCUUUGACGUCGUGGAGAUCGUCAGCUGGAACGACUACGGGGAGAGCCACUACAUCGGCCCGGUAGAGGGUGCUCUCCCGUUGAACGCAGGCGACUGGGUGAACAACUUCCCGCAUACAGCUUGGCUGACCUUGACGAACUACUACGCGACCGCAUUCAAGACGGGCAGCUACGCCACGCCCACGACAGACAAGAUCAUCCUCUGGGUCCGCCCCCAUCCUGCCAGCGCAACAGCGACAUCGGACUCCGUCGGCAAGCCGACGAACUAUCAGAUGGACUCUGAUACAGUCUGGGUCGUCGUUCUCGCGACCUCCCAGGCCACAGUCACGCUCACGACUGGCACGACGCAGACGACGACCGUGAAUGCCGGUCUCACGAAGCUCUCUAUCCCCAUCACCGCAGGCAACGGCGUGAAGGCUACCUUAUCGCGCGGAACGACUACCGUGGCUACCGUCCAGCCAAGCUUCACAUUCACCGCCUCCCCUACGUUGUACAACUAUAACGUUCUCGUCGCUUCCAACUAG
Peniophora sp. CBMAI 1063 is the source of this 1368-nucleotide messenger RNA. Lineage: Eukaryota; Fungi; Basidiomycota; Agaricomycetes; Russulales; Peniophoraceae. The record is from the annotation of a GenBank genome assembly.